Molecule: messenger RNA, 5206 nt
Organism: Eupeodes corollae
Lineage: Eukaryota; Metazoa; Arthropoda; Insecta; Diptera; Syrphidae
Product: rho GTPase-activating protein gacF-like
Exons: 2
Coding region: 149-2455 (768 amino acids)
Source: RefSeq, a predicted model, not a curated record
ACAAAAAUUAAAUUUUAAAAUAAAACUAAACAAAAAGAAAACCUAACUAAGCCAAUAAAAAAAAGAUUAACCUGGAUUGUGUUGAAUGUACCACUCUACUAAAACUACACAGAGAAUGACAGAUAAAUGACACAUGUAGGGCAGGACAAUGGAUUCAUUUGAUAUAUCAAGCGAUUCGGAGGAAGGCCUGUUGGACGAGAUUGUGGUUACGGGCAAUAACCACAGUUGUUAUAAGCAUCCCUUCAAUCUACAUCAUCACCCCCAUCAGCAACAACACCAAUAUCAGCAUCACCACCAGCACCAUCGCCAUCAGAAUCAGAAUCAGCAGCAGCAGCAACAUCAGCAUCAGCAGCACGAGCCGCACUCCCAAUAUGAUCCACUUACUUUCCCAUCACCGCAUUUUUGUGAACAUAACCUCAACUCGGAUGACAAUAGUAGCUCAAUCAAUGAAACCUCCUCGGCCUCCACCACCAAUACAGCCGCCGCCUCCUCCACCUCCGCUGGGGUGUGUAUCAAUGGAGAACCGGCACAUUGUAACCCAAGUGCAGACGGAAGUAGUUCAAGUGAGGCUUCCACAGCAACCACAUCCCGUGGUGGUAGCGGUAACGGUGCGGGCGCGGCUGGGGCAGGAGACAACUGUUAUGAUGAUGCAGUCGAGUUAUCGACAUCAGGUCAAGUUACUCUUGGCACUGCCACUACCUCAUUCAAUCACCAGCUUACCGCUGACAUGUGCAGUUAUAAGAAUUCGAAAAGUCGUCGCCUCGAGUACUCGUUGAAGUGUUUGAAAUACGGACGCAGCAAUCCCUCACAAGACUCUGCUUUUGGGUCACUGACUGAUGGUGACCUCUCCAUCGGUUCGUCAAGUUUUCGCCUCAGCAGUUUCCAGUCCAUCACAUCACCUAUCGAUGAGGGAGUCGAGGAUAUUAUCAUUGCAACCACCACAGCUGGCAGCGAGACCUGCCUUGAGUUGGCGACGGUCUCGACCAAUGGACAAUCUAAUGAUUCGGCCAUUUCGACGCCUUGUCGAGAGGGCUCACCGAAUUUCCUAGCCAUCGAAGAGAAUUCCUUCACAACAUCAACAACGGGAAGCAACAAUCACAAUCGUCCACAACAGUUUCCCGUCACACUAUCGCCUAAGAUCCAAAUAACCACCUCAGCGUCCACGUCCAAUCUUCAAUUUGACCCGCCGAAGAUUCUGGUCAACGACCAGAACUCUAUUUACACCACCUCCCCCUCUAAGCGCUCCGGCACCAUUGAGGUUUUCUCGCAAAAAUACAGGGUAUGCUCCUUCGAAGAUAUGUCGCCGAAUCGCAAACAGUCGAAGUAUCACCUGAAGAACGCCAACCGCUUGGCUUUUCGGUCGCUGGAAGAGGAGCAGCGCAUCGAUAGCGCCUUCAUUCCGAUACAAAACCGUACAAAUUCCGAAAACAGGGUAAACAUCAACAAUAGUGAGAAGUACAAGAAACUCACACACACUUCAUUCAGCCGAAUCAGCAAAACCACCAGCAGUGUGACGGUAGCCGUUGAGCCACCGCCUAAUUCAACUAAUGCCGCCAGCAACUCUCAACCACGGGACAGCAGGCAUACCCUCUGGCGGGACAGUAAGUUCUACCGGAAGAAUCGCAUAGCCAAGUCUAACGAUUCACUUUUGGAAUCUCCGAAUCACUCUCCGUCGCCGUGUCGCCUUUCCCCAUCUUCGCUACGAGACAAUCACUAUGAGGCCUCAUCGCCCCUCUCUUCGUCUUCGUCAUCAUCCUUCACCCGUCAUGGUGGACUCAAUCGGGGCAGCUCGGUCAACGAGAUCUCACAGAACUGCAAUGGCAGCUCGCCCCAUCGUCGGUAUUGCAGUUCGAAAAGUGAAGAUCUGGGAGAUCUGGAUAUGCCCACAACAAUCGAUGGGCGUAAAUCGCAUUCCGAGCGCCAUCUAUUCGGACUGUCAAAACUCCGACAAACAGCCAUCAAUACCACUAUCGGCGGUGGCAGCACUGGCAAUGGACACAGCAUCGGCGGCGAAUGUUUCUCCGAAGACGAAACCUUCCAUCAAGAUGACAAUAAAUCCUUGAAAAGCCUCAGUACAUGUUCCAUCAAUCGUGUCACUCUAACAACAACAACAACGACUACAAGGACCAAAAAGAAGACCACCUCAAUGGCUGUUCUGCCUUCAUCAGCAGGGCCAACAAUAACCUGCAAUGUUAGGAAUUCGGUUUUCAAGAGCCUCGACCAUGCCCUCAACUACAUCGAUUCGAAUGGCGAUGACGAUGAUGUAUCGAGCUCAACGGAAGAGUCACCUAGCAGACGUCAUUACAGUGACAUUGCUAGAAUAUUUGGCUCAACGACUACAUCACGUGCUACCGAUGAUCCACAUAGUAGUAGCUGUAGUGAGGAGAAGACUCCGCUGCUGGACAGCGUUGAAAUGUCACCGAUAAGUCCAACCGAGCCGGAUCUCAAUAUGUGAUAUACGCAAUUUUGUUAAAAUGGUCGUUUUUUUUAUUUCGGUUUUUUAUAAUUUUCAUUAUUUAACAUAAUGUUUUAUAAUUUUUCGUCGAUAUUUUCCUUUUGUACUUAAAAAAUAUAAAUAUUUAAUCAUACAUUCUAGAAAUAGUAGCGAACAAAACAAAAAACAAAAAUUACCGAGAUGAAGUUGGAAAAAAAUCAUUAUAAAAGUUUAGGUUGAGAAGAAUUUGAGAUUUGUUCCUUAUAUUACUGCAAGAGAAAGAUACAAAUAGUUAAUCUAGGGAAUCUUAGAAUUUUGAAACACAAACAGAAGUAAGCUAAGAAGUUCAUAAAUAUUAAGAUGACUCCAAAAGUACCGCCCGAAUUUCAAGAAUUAAAUUUAAAAUAAAUAUUACAUCUUUUCAGAAUGAGAACCGUAAUUUUGACAGAUUUCGUGUAUAAAGUAAACUCUAAAUUACUUGAAUUAACUUAAAAAAGAAUCCUAUUCAAAUAUUAGGGUUUUCGAUUUUAAAAAUAAACAUGCCACACAUGCAUUUCUUGAUAAGAUUUCUAUCAAAAUUAUAAAAGUUUAAAAAAUGGUAGUGAUAAGUUGCAUGCAACUUAAUUGGCUAGAUUAUGUUUUACAGAUUUCUGCGAAUUUUCUCCGCCAUAAGAGGAAAACAAAAUAUGAGCAGAAUUUUCCACUCAAAAGUCAAAUGAGCUCUGUACCUUUUUUCUUCCUACUUGGGAUACAAAAUAAUUGAAAAAUCAAAUCCUUAAAAUUUUAUCCUCUGAGUUUUGAAUUUUUGCUUUUAUAUCCUUAUAACCUCUUCCAACGAAAAUAAAGAUAGCAAAAAGUUUAAAUAAAAAAAAUACUUAUGGAAAACAACGCACGAUUUAUAUAAUCAGACAUUUUUAAAUACAUUAAGUAUAUUUAUAAAUGUUAAUUCUCAAUUCCUCAUCCGUCAAUUUCAUAUUACAACUCAUGUUAUAUCACUUUGCCUUGUCAAUAUUCAACCUUAAAUAUUUCUGACGUUUAAGUUAUAAUGGGUGUGUUCCAUUUACUGUCAAUUUCUAUAAUUUUAUGUCUAAAUUACUGUCAAAAUCAUACACAAAAAAAUGUUUAGAAUGCGGGACAGUUCGGAAGAAAAUAAAAGAAAUUCUGAGAAAAUAAUAUGAUUUUUGACAGAUUUUCUACUUAGGAUUCAUAUUGACAAAUUAGAAUUAUUUAGCCAAUUUAAGUUUUUGACAUCUUUAAUAUUGGACUUUUAAAAAUAAAACUCAUUGUUUUUAUCGCUUUAAUUCAAUAAAUGUUUGUUGAGAUAAAUUGAUAAAACGUUGAAAUUAGUCGCUUCAUAAGAGUCCAUUGAAAUUGUCUCCGGAUUUAUCCCAAGCUGAAAGACACCGUUCUAUUCGAGGUUAUACAAUAUAAAUUGGAUCUAUUCAAAGUAAACACCACCUAGAUAAUCUAUGCAUCUAGAUAACCUAAGCAUGUCAAAAUUGUGAUGACAGCUUUAAUUUAUUAGGUUUCAAUUCAAAAAAUAAGAUCACAAACCAAAUUAAGGAAUUUUUUUAUAUAAAUUGAAAGUGGUUUCUCAUGAAUUAGGUUCGCGAUUAUCUCAAAUCUUCACUUCCUUCACUUAUACCUAACUGAAGCUUCUUCAUACAAUAACAAAAAAAUUCCAACAAAAACUAUAACAUAAAACUUCUCAAUGGUCCAUUACCAAUACAAUUAUUGUAAAAAAAAAAUUAAUGACUAGUAUUAUUAUAAUUCUAGCAAAACAAUUUUGCGCUUUAAUCACACCUCCAUCCUUAUGAUAAAAUUUAGGUAAUUAAUAAUUAAAACAAAAAAAUUUAAAUAACUUAGUUAAGGUUCACACUGAUUUGUUAUAAAAACAAAACAAAAAAAAAACAUUAAAAUAAAAUAAACAAUUUUAGAAAAAUAUUCAAAUUACACUAGCUAAUUUUAUUACCUACAUAAAAUUGUAAAUAAUAACAUUAAAACCAAAACGUCUAUAAACUUAAACAAUAAAUAAAAUAAAACAAAAAAAAUAAUGAGCUUUACUUUAAUUAAAAUUUAUAUAAAUAACUUAUCUUCUGUUGUAUUGUUAAUAUAUAUUAUAAAAUAGGGUAUCACUAUUAUAAUUAUUAUAUAAAACUUUCAUUCCACAAACAAACAACAACAAAAAAAACAAUAAAAUCAAAUCAAAUAAACAUUAUAAUAAUAAUGAGCAUGCAAUUUAUUCUUUAACUGCUUUUUUAUUUAUCAACUUCACCUUCAAUAUGGCAUUUAGAUUAUUAUCUAUGAAUUAAUGUAUUAUCUUAACAAUUUUCUAUUUUUUAUGAAAAUCUUAUUUAAAACAAUAUUAAAUUAUACUUCAGCGAGAUUAGAUCAUAAACCGAACAGCAAUAUAUCAAUUUCUAAAAAUAAAAUCAUAAGAAAUAAAACAAUAAACAAUUUUAGUGUCUACAACAAAAAAAAAGAAAAACCUACAAAAUGUAAAAUAUUAGAAUUCUUUUCGAAAUAUUUAAACAACUAAAAAAAACACACACACUUUACUUUCUAAGUUUUAGCAAUUAAAUAGAAUAAAACUAACCCAAAAACACACUCCUACUUUCAAGACAUUUAUUGCAAAUCGAAUAGUAUAUUAUAAAUAUAGAAAUAAUAUAGACACGAUCCAUUAAUCUGACUUUACAUACGAGUAAUAUAAUAAAAUUCUCUUUUUAAAAAAUAGUAAAAACAUAUUCAAUUCAAUAUUUAAAAAAAAAAUAA